Messenger RNA from Blastomyces gilchristii SLH14081, 348 nucleotides. RefSeq names its product carboxylesterase. Lineage: Eukaryota; Fungi; Ascomycota; Eurotiomycetes; Onygenales; Ajellomycetaceae. The coding region runs from base 1 to 348 and encodes 115 amino acids. The transcript is spliced from 3 exons. The record is from RefSeq and is a predicted model, not a curated record.
AUGAACUUAUCGCUUAAGGGCAUAAUAUCUGCCGUGGCAGCUAUCGCGGUGGAAUCUUCAAACACACCCCAAGGAAGCCCAUGGGAUAUCUUCGGACUCUGGGUUCCCAGAGAGGUUUCCUGCACGUGCCGAGUGAUGUUUCCGGAUGCAAGUGACGCCACAUUCAAGCGAAUUCACGAUCUAUUCCCCGUGCCAUUGAACCAACCGGUGGAGACUCUAGCACGGGACCGGGUCACAUCUGCGCUAGCAAAUUUGCUAAUUGCAGCGGAAGCAUUGGAACUUACCCGCGACUCGUGGAAUGCUCAUGGAAUCAAUGAAACAUUGAUAGAUACUGCCUCUAGACUUUGA